AUGGCCGACCCAACCACCCAAGCUGAGGCGACCCAGCCCGAAGUGUCUGCCCCCGUCGCAGAGGCACGCACCGACGCUGCUCCCGCUGUCGAGACCACUAAAGACGAGCCUAUCGAGGCUAAUCAGACCAAGGAGGCUGCGACAGCUGAGAAAAAUGGAGACACUUCCAAGGAGGACGAUGCCGUCAAGGAGGACAAUGACGCCAAUGCUCACAAGACCAGAGCGCACGGCCGCCACCACGACAGCAACAAGCGCAAAUUUGACCCUUCCGUUCUGUCUGUUACGGAUGACCCUCACCUGAUCCGUGUCCAGGUCGAGUUCUACUUCGGAGACAACAACCUUCCCCAGGACAAAUACAUGUGGAAUCUGACUGGAGGAUUCGACAACAAACCUGUCCCUCUCAAGACGAUCUGCUCCUUCGGUCGCAUGCACCGUUUCCAGCCCUACGAGGCUGUCGUCAAGGCUCUGAAUGACAGCCAGUUCCUGGUCAUCUCUGGCGAAGAGGGCAACGAGACAGUCUCUCGCAAGGUCCCCUACAAGUCCUCCAAGCCCGGCGAUAAGUUUCCAGUCUCGGUCUACGUCAAGGGCUUUGGCGACGAGCAGCCGUCUACCCAGUUCGACAUUGAGGCCUUCUUCGCGAAGUUCGGUCCAGUUAAUGCCAUUCGACUUCGCCGAGAUGAUGACCAUCUUUUCAAGGGUUCCGUCUUUGCUGAGUUCGAUACUGAGGAGCAGGCCAAGGCUUUCUUGGCCCUUGACCCCGCGCCCAAGUACGAGGGACGUGAUCUGAAGAUCAUGUCUAAGCGGGCAUACGUUGACGAGAAAUCCAAGUUGAUCGAGGAAGGCAAGCUCGAGCCCAGCAAGAGCAAAGCUCCCCGGACCUUCUGGGAGGGCCAGGACCUCGGCCGUGGUCGCGGAGGAGACCGCUUCAAGGGCGACAAGGAUGACUGGAAGGCCCGCAAGGAUCACGACCGCAGGAACAACAACCGAGGUGGUAGAGGUGGGCGUGGGCGUGGGCGUGGAGGCCGUGGUCGUGGAGGUCGCGAUUUCGACCGCAACAACAGGCGUGAUCGGGACGAGGCUGCAGGAGACCGCAAGGACGCCACUGAGGGCGACAAGUCUAGCGAGCCCAAUGGCAAGCGCUCUCGCGAGGAUGAUGGCGGCGCCGCCCAGGAGCCCCCAGCCAAGAAGGUCGACACCAAGGCGGAGGCUUGA
This is a messenger RNA of Diaporthe citri, 1212 nucleotides long. RefSeq lists its product as uncharacterized. NCBI's taxonomy places the organism in Eukaryota, Fungi, Ascomycota, Sordariomycetes, Diaporthales, Diaporthaceae. Bases 1 to 1212 code for a protein of 403 amino acids. The transcript is spliced from 2 exons. Gene Ontology annotation, cellular component: nucleus. Gene Ontology annotation, molecular function: mRNA binding. The record is from RefSeq and is a predicted model, not a curated record. Gene Ontology annotation, biological process: RNA processing.